This is a messenger RNA of Biomphalaria glabrata, 1235 nucleotides long. Its product is annotated as phosphonoacetaldehyde hydrolase-like. Gene Ontology annotation, molecular function: phosphonoacetaldehyde hydrolase activity; phosphoglycolate phosphatase activity. Gene Ontology annotation, biological process: dephosphorylation; DNA repair; organic phosphonate catabolic process. The record is from RefSeq and is a predicted model, not a curated record. Lineage: Eukaryota; Metazoa; Mollusca; Gastropoda; Planorbidae. The transcript is spliced from 2 exons. The coding region runs from base 183 to 1028 and encodes 281 amino acids. Gene Ontology annotation, cellular component: cytosol.
AAAAAAAGCCGAUGUGUUACAGGAACCGUUAUACAACUAACCACAAGACACGUGCUCUUGGUCAUCCAUUGUUAGGCAUCCUGAUUAAAAUCCAGGUCGCGUGCAAGUUGACCAGUUAGUAGUUCAACUGACCAUCAACAGUUUAGCGGGAAAGCUAUAAAGGGAUUUUGUAACGGGCAAGAAUGAGUUCACUUUUCAAGUAUACCAGGAAAUAUGUUGGCCCAGUCCGUGCUUGUAUCUUGGACUGGAGCGGCACCACGAUUGACAAGUACGUCCUUGCGCCGGCCCUGGUGUUCGUAGAGGUCUUCAGGAAGCACGGCGUCGCCAUCACCAUGCCCGAAGCCAGGGCGCCGAUGGGCGUCAGGAAAGACAUGCACAUUAAGGCCAUCCUGGAGAUGCCGGAAGUUCGCGCCAAGUGGAAAUCGGUGCACGGGAAUUUCCCAACGCAGGCAGACGCGGACAAGCUGUACGGCGAUUUAGUUCCAAUGCAGCUUGGCGUACUGCUGAAAUACACGGAACUGAUCCCAGAAUGUGUCGGGGCUGUCGACACCUUGAGGAAAGAGUUCGGCUGCAAAAUCGGGGUCACAACUGGGUUCACCAGAAGUAUGGUCAAUGUUUUGCUCCCUGAAGCCAAGCGGCAAGGAUUUGUGCCGGAUGCCGACGUGGCAGGCGACGACGUGGUGAAUGGGUCAAGGCCGAAGCCUUUCAUGCUGUACGCCAACCUCGACGCCAUGGAUGUCCCAAAUAUUCAGUCCGUGGUUAAGGUGGACGACACCACCAACGGCGUGGAGGAGGCUCUGUCUGCGGGUUGCUGGGGCGUCGGCGUGGCGCGGUACAGCAAUUACAUGAACAUCAACAGCCUUGAGGAAGAGAAAUGUCUUUCGGAGGCUGAGAUCAAAACGAGGCUCCAGAGAACACGUGACAUUCUGACCAAGGCGGGCGCACACUAUGUCAUUGACACGCUUGCAGAGCUGCCAUCAGUUGUGUCGGACAUUAACGCCAGGUUGGCCAAAGGAGAAAAGCCUUGACCACAUUGAACGCCAAUGAAUACGAGAACUACAUACCUGAACUUUAUAAUACAAAUCCUUCUGGUCUGACUCAACACAAGCGUUAUUUUUUUUCAAAGACCAUGUUACAUAACCCGCUCAGAUUGAUAGUUCUAUGCCAAAUACUUAGACCUAAAAACAUUGUUCUUUCAGUAAAAAGCAUAUCACCUUUUUGAAAAAAGAUUGUUU